Messenger RNA from Mytilinidion resinicola, 2016 nucleotides. RefSeq lists its product as uncharacterized. Lineage: Eukaryota; Fungi; Ascomycota; Dothideomycetes; Mytilinidiales; Mytilinidiaceae. The record is from RefSeq and is a predicted model, not a curated record. Bases 1 to 2016 code for a protein of 671 amino acids. The transcript has 3 exons.
AUGGAACCCGACCUUCGCCAGAGCGUCGACCUCUCCCUACUUCCUCCGGCACGACAUUCAUCAGACGAGAGUCGGCUAUCUCACAAAACUCGCGCCCCGUCUGAAGACGACCGAGAUAGCGCAGGCGCACGCCCUAAAGAACCACAGCUCGACUCUCCCAAGAAAGGGCAAAAGCGCGGAUCUAUUCACAACUUACUAUACGAAAUACUUAGCCUACUGGUAUCAGCUGCAUCGCUCGCUAUUCUCAUCGCUGUGCUCUCGAAAUACGACAACAAGCCGACUCCAAAGUGGUCGCUGGGCCCUCUGGGCAUCACGCUCAACGCGAUUGUCUCUAUUCUGUCGACUGUCUUCCGCGGGAGUCUCUUGAUGCCGGUUGCGCAGAGUAUCAGCCAGUUUUGUUGGAUAUGGUACACGCAGCCGAGGCCUUUGAGAGACGUAUGCGACUAUGAUGCUGCUAGUAGAGGACCGCUUGGGAGUAUUCGACUUCUUUUUAGACUGCGCUUCAUUCGUUUCGCUAGCAUCGGUGCCGUCAUCACAGUAGCCGCUCUGGCACUCGAUCCGUUCUUCCAGCAGUCAGUGCGGUAUCAUUCCGAAUCCGCUGUGGACCAUGAUCGAAAUGCCACAGCAGUGGCAGCAUACACUUGGGGCACUGACAUCGUUCCUGAUGAGGACCUGCUCUUAGGUUAUAUUGCGCUUCCCUACGACAUGCAGGUAGCUAUGCACACUGGCGUCCUCUCAGGCAACCUCGUCUCCUUUCCCGAUCCGCCCUUCAUGUGUCCGUCUGGCAACUGCACGUGGAAUCCGUACAACACUCUAGCUAUUAGCUCAAAGUGCAUUGAUAUUACCUCUCACGCGAAGAUAGAUUGCGACAGUGGCUGCCAUUUCACAGCAUCCGAAGACAUUGUAAUGCAGAACCUACUCUCCCGGGUUGACGAGAGUGGGGGGGAUUAUCUCAACGAUGGAGCCGAUCAGUGGGACCCUUUCCGCAUGGAAUUUGUAUACAUCCCCGACGCGCUGCCGGUACUUAGGCCGUGGGCGGACAUCACCGGCCUUCUCGCCAUGGUCCAAUGGGUCAAAGCUACGGGGCCAGAAACCCUCACACUCUCUUCAACCACCACAUUCGAAGCUAUGCAAUGCGGCUUUUACAUUUCUGUGCAAGUACUCGUACCCACAGUCCACAACGGCGUGUACUCCGAGGCAGUGAUUCGAGAAUACGUCCAAUCCGACAACGCCAACUCCACUCCAACCUUCACCGCAAACGACACGUCCUUCUACUUCCUAAAUGCAUACGAAGGCCUGACUCCGGCCCCGCCAAACCUCACGUACCACCCCCCAAUCGCAACCCCCAACCAGUCCCCCACCAACUCCACCAACACCACCUUCACGUUCCCGUUCAACGCCUACUACGCCCUCACCUCCCAAUUCCUCCAAGCCGGCUUCCUCACCGGCGACAUCACCCGCAACGCCACAGCCGGCAUGAACGGCCCGGACAACGCCAUCAUGCUGUACCGCGCCGCCAACGUCACGCACGCCAUGCACGGCCUGGCGCAGUACAUGACGACAGUCAUCCGCGCCGUCGGCUCGACGAUCCUGAAAGGCGACCAGCAGAACAACUCGGUCAUCGCCGCCGACCACGCCGUCGCGGGCUCCGUGUUCGUGCAGAAGCAGUUCGUGGCGGUGCGGUGGGCGUGGCUGACGCUGCCGAUUGUGCUGCUGGUGCUGGCCGUGGUGCUGCUGGCUGUGGCGUGGUGGGAGACGAGGCGGUUGGGGGUCGGGCUGUGGCAGUCGAGUCCGCUGGCGCUGUUUUUCCAUGGGAGGAUGGAGGGUGGCGCGAGGGGGUUUGAGGGGGUGGGUGGGGUUGAUACGGCGGAGGGGAUGCGGGGGAAGGCGGAGGGGUUGUGGGCGAGGAUUCCUAGGGAGGCGAGGGGGACCGUGGAGGUAUAUGAGAAAGAUAGUUUGGGGAAAAGGGGGAGAAGUGUUGGCAGUAGUAUAGAGCUGGUGUCGCAUAAUAUGUAG